AUGGCUUUUGUAUACCAAGGGGAUGCGGAUUUAGAAGCAAAGGCAAAAAAAGCUGCCGAGCGGAUAUCAGAGAACAUGCAUAUAGUAGCUAAUGAACCAUCAUUAGCACUGUACAGACUUCAAGAGCAUGUCAGGAAGGCUCUACCGCCCAUGGUGGAAAGACGAGUGGAAGUGACAAAACUGCAACAUGAACUACAGGGACGUUGUUAUGAUGUUGAAUACGCAUUAAGUGCUGUAAAAUCUAUGGAUGCCGCAGCCACCAGUUUCGGGAACAUCCAGGAAAUGUUAAAGCAAUCUAUAUUCUUGAAACAACAGUUAAAGUAUGAGGAAGCUAGAAGAAAUAAAAAAGAUACAACUUCUGUUUACAAACGUCUCUCUGCUCAUAUAGUGUUAGAUCUCCCAGAUUUAUCUGAAUUCUCAAUGAUAAGAGAAACCACUAAUAGGAUAGAAAAUAUGAUGACCCAUGCAAGGGGAUCUAAUGCUGAACUGCAUAGGUCGCAUACCACUUUGCACUAG
Messenger RNA from Danaus chrysippus (African queen), 516 nucleotides. Lineage: Eukaryota; Metazoa; Arthropoda; Insecta; Lepidoptera; Nymphalidae. The record is from the annotation of a GenBank genome assembly.